ACUCCCACCCGGCUUCGCUUCUUCCCAAGCAAGGAGGAGCCGAGCAGGGGACGGGACGGGACGGGCUCGGAGGACCCGCCUCGCGUGCUCCGCGGUUCGCCCAUCCUGCCUCGCCAUCGCCGGCUUCCUCCCCCUCGGAGCGGCUGGCCAAGGAAAUAACAAAAAGGCACUAUGAGUUUAGCGAGUGGUAUGACCAAUGGCCAUGGGAAAGAAGCAGCAUUAUAUGAGGAGCAUAUGUCCAAGAUUGGUAAAGUUAGAUCUGCCCUAGGACAACUAUCUGGAAAAUCAGCUCUAUAUUGUUCAGACGCUUCAAUUGCAAGAUACUUGAUAGCAAGGAACUGGGACGUGAAGAAGGCCACAAAAAUGCUGAAGAAAACCUUGAAAUGGCGUUCAGAAUAUAAGCCAGAUGAGAUCCGUUGGGAUGAUAUAUCUGAUGAAGCUGUGACUGGAAAAAUUUACCGAACCGAUUACUUUGACAAGAGUGGCCGGAGUAUCCUUGUCAUGAGACCUGGAUGCCAGAAUACCAAAAACGCCAAUGGGCAAGUCAAGUACUUGGUAUACUGUAUGGAGAAUGCGAUUCUAAAUCUGCCACAUGGUCAGGAUCAGAUGGUUUGGCUCAUUGAUUUCGCUGGCUUCAACUUGGGCAACCUGUCAAUUCACGUGACAAAGUUGACGGCAGAUGUUCUACAAGGCCAUUAUCCUGAAAGAUUGGGUGUGGCAAUUCUUUACAAUGCCCCAAAGUUUUUUGAGCCUUUCUGGAAGAUGGCAAGCCCGCUUCUUGAGAGGAAGACCAGAAACAAGGUCAAAUUUGUAUACUCAGAUAGGCCUGACACCAUGAAGAUCUUUGAAGAUCUUUUCAACAUGGAUGAGCUAGAGUGUGCAUUUGGUGGCAAGAACCCAUCUACUUUCAAUAUAAAUGAUUAUGCCGAGAGGAUGAGAGAAGAUGACAAGAAGAUGCCAUCAUUCUGGAGCCCUGAGAAUUCAGCUCUUACUUCGGAGCCAUAUCUGAUGAGCAACCAAAAGCCCCGAGAAAGCAGCUCCGUGGGUGCCAAGACAGAACAGACUGAAUCUGAAAAGAGGGAAGAUGCAGAUACUACGGAUACUACACCUGAAAAGAAGGAAGAAUCAGAUACUGAAUCUGAAAAGGAGGAAGAAACACAGACUGAAUCAAGCACAGUUGAGCAGAAGAGCUUGCCAGGAGAAGGUACUGCCCCAGCAGAUAAAAGUGGCCCCUAAUGUGAUCUGUGAGUAUCACCGUCAAACGUAAAUGCUAAAUGUCAAUAGGAACUCUACCACAGUGAGUUUUCAAAAAUAGAUCAUGAACAUCAAAGGCGAUGAGAAAGUCUUUAACACACAGCAGGAUCAUCAUGCCUGACUUGUUUUGUAGUCAGCACCACGCUAUUUCUUUCUGCUCUCAGAUCCCACUCCGUUUCUCUGCCCACGCCAUUUUAUUUGAAGCACCUUUUUGUGGCAGAAUGAGAUCCACCAGACGGUAAAGAACUAAUACAAUAUUUUGUUACGUUCAGUUUCCUCGUGA
This is a messenger RNA of Panicum hallii, 1537 nucleotides long. RefSeq names its product phosphatidylinositol transfer protein 3-like. Bases 172 to 1236 code for a protein of 354 amino acids. Gene Ontology annotation, molecular function: phosphatidylinositol transfer activity. Lineage: Eukaryota; Viridiplantae; Streptophyta; Magnoliopsida; Poales; Poaceae. The transcript is spliced from 6 exons. The record is from RefSeq and is a predicted model, not a curated record.